AGAAAAACGGUACAUUUACUACAAAGAUAAAGUUUACUACAAAUAAUUAAUUUCACAAACUGGUAACCUAGCUACGCUAAAUAUAAGCGUGCACACUUCACCGGUUUCCUAGCUACGCUACAAUGAAAGGCGCACGCUUUAAUAGAAGUGCGGAAGUAUCGAACAAACUUAUAACCUCCGGAAAUUUAAGCAGUAUGAAAAUCAACAUAAACAUGUAUACAAGUGACUUUUACAACGCGAAAAGAUGGGACAUGAUUUAUACUAAGCACAGUGUAUAAGCAUUUAGAUGAUGUGAUUGUCUGCAAACCACUUCUUGUGUGUUAAACUUACACAGUUUUCUGAUAUAACGCUAGUCGGGAUGGUGAAACAGGAGAAAUAUCUGCACGUGGAAAAGGUCCCGAAGGGAAUGCGUCUGCCAGGGAUAACUUCCGGUUAUCGACAUAUGUAUCUUCCAUGGAGCUACUACCUAAAAAGCAUUGUCCGUCUACACAACGAGACGGUUAACGUCUGGUCACAUUUAAUCGGGUGUCUUCUGCUUAUCCUUCAAAUGAUUUAUUAUUACGACAUCUACGAUCGCGACGGAAGUUCCGUAAGGUGGACGUUGAUUGGACACGGCUGUUGUUGCCUAGUGACACUAUUCAACAGCGCCGUUGCGCAUCUGCUACAUUCGAAGUCAUGCUACGUCAAUUUUUUAGUAUUUCUAUUCGAUUACGUCGGGGUAGUAUGCUGGGGAUUUGGGACUUCUAUUCUUGCCAUGUAUGGUGUUUCAGACGAGAAUAUUUACCAUGCGCUGGGACCUAAUUUUGUGAUCAUACAACUAGUAUGGACUUACGUUACGUAUAACUUCAUCUGUCUGUCAAAAGUCUGGUACGGUCAUGACAUGGAAAUUAAGACGAGGAAACUACUCGUUGUGUUUGUCAUAGUGAUCCAGGCCAUGAGCAACUUAUUGCCAUGGUUACCGCGUUACUGGAAUUGCUACACCUCCGAGUCUUGCUCAAUGUCUUCGCUGAACCAUAUUACCAUCACGUGUGUGUCUUUCACACUCAUGACUUUGGCGUUUCUAUUCCAUCAGCCAGAAAAGGCGUAUCCGGGACGUUUUGACAUUUGUGGUUCGAGUCAUCAGAUUUUCCACGUGUUUGUGAUAUUGACGAUGUCUCUACAGAUGCGCGCGCUGCACGUGGAUCACGAAACACGCGCGAACACUCAUUGUCAGCCGAGCAUAUACAAACUCGCCGCAUAUAUUGUAGCUUUAAACGUCGUGUGCUGGUUGACCAUUCUUUAUUACAAACGAUUCGCACACAGGAAAUUUAAACAAGCUGAUAAUAACAACAAGUCCGAAUAAAAUGUACACACAUUAUGUUUGUUGAACAAACAUUUUGUUGUGUAAUAAAUAGCAAUCCAUAAACAUA
This is a messenger RNA of Dreissena polymorpha, 1409 nucleotides long. RefSeq names its product membrane progestin receptor alpha-B-like. Gene Ontology annotation, biological process: response to steroid hormone. Gene Ontology annotation, molecular function: steroid binding; nuclear steroid receptor activity. The record is from RefSeq and is a predicted model, not a curated record. The coding region runs from base 359 to 1342 and encodes 327 amino acids. The transcript is spliced from 2 exons. Gene Ontology annotation, cellular component: plasma membrane. NCBI's taxonomy places the organism in Eukaryota, Metazoa, Mollusca, Bivalvia, Myida, Dreissenidae.